Messenger RNA from Tetrapisispora phaffii CBS 4417, 945 nucleotides. RefSeq lists its product as uncharacterized. The transcript has a single exon. Bases 1 to 945 code for a protein of 314 amino acids. NCBI's taxonomy places the organism in Eukaryota, Fungi, Ascomycota, Saccharomycetes, Saccharomycetales, Saccharomycetaceae. The record is from RefSeq and is a predicted model, not a curated record. Gene Ontology annotation, cellular component: membrane.
AUGCAAGUCUCCACUAAGGUUCUAGAAACAAUGGGGGAUAAGACAGAAGAAGAUAGGAUCAAACCAUUACAAAUUCUAUUGUUAAGAAUGGUUGUAACAUCAAUUGCAUUAGUAGUUUAUAUGUACUACAACAGAAGGACGAUACCGUAUGUUCCCUUUGGUAAUCCUGCAGUACGUGGAUGGUUGAUACUAAGAGGUAUAUUCGGGUUCAUUGGUGUGUUUGGGAUGUAUUAUUCCUUAAUGUAUUUGACAAUCAGUGAUGCUGUGUUGAUUUCCUUCAUGGCUCCAAGUUUCACAAUUAUUUCUGCGUGGUUGGUAUUACAUGAAUCCAUAUCUCCUAUUGAAUGUAUGGGAUCAGCAUUAUCACUUUCUGGAGUAAUUUUGAUAGUUAGACCAACUUUUAUUUUUGGUGCAGCAAAUGAUAGUGGGAACUCGGAUUCUACUUUUAACCAUGACCCUGCCGGUAGAUGCAUUGCAAUUGUAUUUGCCUUAUUCGGUGCAAUGUCGUUGAGUGGUGUUUAUAUUGUGAUUAGGUUUAUUGGUGAUAGAGCGCAUGCUAUUAUGAAUGUGAAUUAUUUCUCAUUUGUCACUGGUGUUGUUUCAUUUUUUGGUAUAUUAGUAAUACCUGGAUUUAAAUUUCAAAAAAUUGAUAAUUUCAAAGGACUUAAUUUAUUUCUGUUAAUUGGUAUUUGCGGAUUUAUUCAUCAAUUAUUAUUAUCAAUGGGUAUACAGAGAGUCACAAAGGCUAGUAAAGGAUCGUUAAUGUCGUACACACAAUUAAUAUAUGCUAUAUUUUGGGAUGUAAUCAUAUGGGGCAAAUGGCCUAAUGUCUUUUCAAUUAUUGGAAUGAUUCUAAUUAUUGGUAGUACAAUUACGGUAAUUAAAAUGAAAGAAAAAUUAUCAGAACGUCAAUCAGAAUAUAUCGAAUUACAAGAAACAGAUUAA